GCCACGCGCGAGGGCUGCUCAACUCACUCGCUGCUCCUCGGCCGGACCAUGAGCGCCGCUGCGGCUCCUGCCCCCGACCCGAGACGAUGAUACGCCAAUGAUACGCUGGUGCAUUAUUUAGAGCGGUAGUGCACGCGACUCAGUAAGUCGCGGUAAGGUAAGCCAAAGUCCCCCCGCGAGGCCUGCCGGCACGCGCGUCACUCGGAGACGCCUCGGAGUUCCCUCGAACCCGCGGCGAAGGGGACUCGUCAACAUGGAAGCGUUCACGGAUGUGCUGCUCGUCACCGCGAACGUCGGGUCACUCUUUGACAACGUGGGUGACAUUCAAAAUGAGUGGUUACAAGAAUUGUAUAAGACUAUCCACAGCCACAAGCCGCAGUUCAUCGCCCUGCACUUCCAGGAGGUGGGAGGAAAGGACUACAUGGCCAACAUGGGCCACGCCCAACACUUCUUCCGGAACAUUGAGUCCAGUGAGGAAAUGAAAGACUUUGACAGGGUCUGCAUCUAUGUGGACAACCAGUUCCAAGCAGAAGACAGAUUCACGGCUUUGGGGAGCUUGUACUUCAUACACAAGACACUGAAAAACAUCUACCAGUAUGAUUUUAACGUUAAGGAUUUUAAAGCAGUGUCAGGACAAAACAAGCACGUGGGCUCUCUGGACGGGGUCACCACAGUGGAGAAAGAAAAAUUCCCAAAGAAUUUCUGGCCUGAUUUCAAGUGGUCCAGAAAGGGCUUCAUGAGGACCCGCUGGAUUAUACACAACCACUGCCACAUACCCCCCCACAUGGUGUCUGUGUGUCUGUCCUUCAGAGGUCUGGACCUGGUCAACGUGCACCUGUUCCACGACGCUUCCAACCUCGUCGCCUGCAACUCCAGUCCGUCCGUUUACUCAGCCAACCGCGAAAACGCUCUCAGAUAUGUCGUCAACAGGAUAUCAGAUAGCCGUUACACUCCUCUGCCUUUCAUCCUGUUUGGAGAUUUCAACUUCCGUCUGGACACACUCAGUCUGGUCCAGCAUCUGUCCAUCGUGGCAGACGUGCAGACCGUGAAGAAGGAAUGCAGCGAUGAAGUGGAGAAGAUCAUCUGCGAAGAAAAGGACAACGACCACCAGGUGCUGCUCCACAUUGAGGAGAAGCGGUUUGCCUACCGGCACCAGGCGGUUUUCAGAGAGGACGACGGCAGAGCGCUGUUGAAGUAUGACAAAGAAGUCGCAGCCUUUCAAGAUGUUAUUAAGGAAGAGGACAUCAUGUUUCCACCGAGCUACCCCUACAGUGAGGAGUCCACCAAACCGACCCAGUACAUGAACACCCGCUGUCCUGCCUGGUGCGACCGUGUCCUCGUGUCGCACACCGCCCACGAACUCGUCCACAAGGGCGAUGCCGGUGAGAAGAGCGUCGUCUACAACACAGUGGGCCCUAAUGUGUGUAUGGGAGACCACAAGCAGCAGCAGGUCUGGAUUCAGCUCGUACCCGCUGUGAAAAGCCCGUCCUCACAUCCCUGGAGUCUCACGUCUGCCUGUCUCACAGCCCAAGUGACACGAUCACUGGUUCAUCAGCAGCUGGUUUGGAUUUCUGGGGCAGUUUUCCAGAUUAUCUCCUCACUCUCAGAUAUUAAAUCAAGUGACCAGAAUGCUCAGCAUCACUGAGAAUGAUCCCAAUAUUCCUGCCCGCAACCGUGGAGAAAAAGAACUGAUGUAAAGACUGAAGUGUGUCACUGUGCGUCCCUUUACAUGCAAAACAUUGUUACUUUUUCCUGAUUACCUUCGCAUAAAAAAUGCGGAAGGUUAUGUUUUGAUCGCCGUGUAUUUAUUUGUAUGCGUGUUAUUCGCAUAACAAAAAAAAGUUUUAAACCGAAUCGCAUGAAAUUUGGUGGAAUGAUUGGUUAUUAUCCGGGGGCCAUUUGAUUAGAUUUUGGGAUCGAUCGGGUCAAAGGUCAAGGUCAAGGUCAUGGAAAGGUCAAAAUCUUUUUACCAUAGCACGGUCAAUUUAUAUCCAAUUGGCAUGCAACUAAUGCCAGAAUGUUCAUAAUUCAAUGCCCAAUCUUGUGAUAUGCGAAGGUAUGCGCUCUACCGAGUGCCCAUUCUAGUUUUAACUGUUUUCUUUCUUCACAAUGCCUUUUUCUUACAGGCAGCGUCAGACAACCCACCCCCCCCCCCCUCCCCCACAAAUGUACUCAUUCCCUAUUGGCCCAAUAUAUUUGAGUUGAUGUCCUCAGUCAGUCUGAAUAGCUUCCACUCAAGAGGUUUUCAAUUAGCAUUUAAAUUCAGAAUCCAGUAUCAUGAAACCGCUGUCGAUAACGUUUAGCUCAACAUUACGAACAACAAUAAUAUAGAAUAAUGGAAAUAAUAAAAUAGAGGAUCUCUAAUAUCAAGUGCUGGACCAGUCCCACUGACUAUGUGCGUAUGCUUUUAUUUUACGCCAUUUCUAGUUCUGAGAUUUUCUUUAAAGUUGGUUGCUAGGGAAACUUUGUUGAGGAAAGCUGUGUAACCAGUUUUACCUGCAAUAUAAAUUUGCCUCAGAGGGCAUCACAGUUUGGUCAGAUUGUAUAGAUAAAACACAAUUUUUAUCUCGCUGACGACGUAUUCUACGUACUUGUAGCUACUGCGGCUGUCACAUAUCUCUUCAUUACAUCACAACAUCCCUUCAAGAAUUGAUUUUAAUAGAUGUACAGCAUAUGAUGUCGCAAUGACAGUAGACGGCACAACAAGCCAGUAACAUUUUAAAAACAACAACAAACAGACAACUAUAUUCAUAUCUCACGGCAGCAGCGUGUUCCACCCUGUCCAAGCUGAAGUUCUUCUGCUUAUAGUCUUAAGUACGACUGUAUGUCAAUACAAAGUGCUUUAUUCCACAACCUAUAACCUAUACUUCUCUUUAUUUUCAUUUAGUCCGUCCUCACUCAGAGAAAGUUUUCUUUGAAAACCAAAUUCAUUUCCAAAUGAAUGAUACUGUCGGCCUCACGUGAUACUCCCUCCUGUACUUUAUGAGUGUUGGAUGUUUCCAAUUGAAUUUAUUUGUUUUGUUUUGUUAAUUCAUAGUCUCUACUUCAUAUGUGUGCUGUGUAAUAUUUUUGAGUUGUGAAUUAUUUAGAUUUAUUUUUUGGAUCUGUCAUUAUUAAUGACCAAUUUAGAACAUUUGAAAUCUGUUUGUGAUUUGUGAUACAUUAUUAUCCCUCAGCUGGAGCCGAUCCCAGCUGACAUGUAUUUUAAUGUAAACUUUUUUGUUGUUGUUCUACACAUCUUGGUGGAACAGCCCACCCUCGAUGCACUUACAAAAUACUUUUCAUACAUAAAUUCACAGAUAUUAAGAUGAGGUUUGGACCGUCUGUCAUGUGUGUACUCACCAUAACGAUAACAAACAGUGGUGUGUGAGUGAGUGUGUGUGUGUGAGUGUGUCUGUGUGUGGGUGUGUGUGUGGGGAUGCAAGAGUUUUUAAGUAAUACCCUUGUAGGAGUUGAGUGUUGGAGUGCACUAUGAGGCCAGUAUUGCAUUCAGAUUAACUCUGGUCGAACACUACAUUGUCAUAUUUCAUUUUUGUAAAUAAAAUAUUAUCCU
Messenger RNA from Pseudoliparis swirei, 3553 nucleotides. RefSeq names its product inositol polyphosphate-5-phosphatase L (gene inpp5l). The transcript is spliced from 15 exons. Gene Ontology annotation, biological process: phosphatidylinositol dephosphorylation. Gene Ontology annotation, molecular function: inositol-polyphosphate 5-phosphatase activity. NCBI's taxonomy places the organism in Eukaryota, Metazoa, Chordata, Actinopteri, Perciformes, Liparidae. Bases 254 to 1645 code for a protein of 463 amino acids. The record is from RefSeq and is a predicted model, not a curated record.